Messenger RNA from Papaver somniferum (opium poppy), 2277 nucleotides. RefSeq lists its product as uncharacterized. The record is from RefSeq and is a predicted model, not a curated record. The coding region runs from base 1 to 2277 and encodes 758 amino acids. Lineage: Eukaryota; Viridiplantae; Streptophyta; Magnoliopsida; Ranunculales; Papaveraceae. Gene Ontology annotation, molecular function: nucleic acid binding; RNA-DNA hybrid ribonuclease activity. The transcript has 3 exons.
AUGGCUACGCGUCUUGGAAAGGUUUUGAACAAGCUAAUUUCUGAAGAACAAGUGGUGUUUAUGAAGGAUAGGAAUAUUCAUGAGAAUGUAGCUUUGGCCUCGGAGUUGAUCAAUGAGAUAAAUGCGAAUAGGAAAUUUGGCAAUGUUGGCCUCAAGAUGGACAUAGCUCAGGCCUUUGACACCGUGAGUUGGAAGUUUAUUAAAGAGUUAUUUCGUCAGUAUGGAUUUUAUGAUACUUGGUGUGGGUUGAUCAAUUGUAUCCUUAACUCUGCUAGGAUUUCUAUCAUGGUUAAUGGAAGUCCUGAAGGUUUUUUCAGUAUCUCUCGAGGAUUGAGACAAGGGGAUCCGCUUUCCCCUUUGAUAUUUGUGCUUAUUGAAGAUAUCAUAAGUCGUAAUCUUUCUAAGUUGUUUGCAAGGCGUAGCAUGCAUCAUAUGGUGAUCAAGAAGGGUGUGUCUCCAACUCAUCUUCUUUUUGCGGGUGAUAUUCUCGUUUUCUGUAGAGGUAAUCUUCAAAGUCUUCAAUCUCUUUUGAAUCUCUUGGAUAUGUAUCAAAAAUCUUCGGGCCAAUGUGUCAAUUUUGUUAAGAGUAAGUUUUAUUUUGGGGGUGGUUCAAACUCUAGAGCUCGGGCUAUCUCAAUUUUUUUGGGGAUGGAGAGGGCUUUUUUCCCGGAUAAAUACCUUGGUAUUCAAUUGAAGCCUAGCAUUGUGAGACAUAUACAUGUUCGGAAAGUUGUUGAGAAGAUUAUGGACAAGUUUGCUGGUUGGAAGGGCAAGCUUCUUUAUUUUCAGGCAAGGUUGGUGCUAAUCAAAUCAGUGAUUUCUAGCUAUGUUAUCCACUCAAUGGCUGUCUAUAAAUGGCCAUGUUCUAUCAUUAAAAAGGUGGAACGGGCCAUUAGAAACUUUCUUUGGUCUGGUGAUGCGGAGAAGCGUAAACACUUUACUGUUCUUUAUGAUAGCCUUUGCUGUUCGAGGCGUGAAGGAGGUCUAGGUAUUCCGAGGCUGUUGGAUGUUACCAAAGAUAUGUUGAUGAAACUGUGGAUUUCUAUUAGGGACUCAGAUAAGACUUGGGCCAGAUUCUUGAGUGCGAAGUAUCUUAAGAAUAAUGGCAAUAUGAUUGAUUACAAGCUGGGUUAUUCGGUAUUUCCAGAAAUUCGUCUUGUUUACAAUUUUGUGCAGAAGCACACGAGAGCUAUAAUAGGUGAUGGAGCUUCCACUUAUCUUUUCUUUGACAAUUGGUGUGAUAACUUACCAGUUAUUGCUGGUGGUGAAGAUUAUAAGAUAUGGGACUUGGAUAAAAAGGGUAUUUUCUAUGUUAAGUCUGCCAAAGCUGCUCUCAAAGAUGGUGCUGAUGUUCAUCCCACUGCUACUUUGUUCUCGAGGAAUUUGGUUCAUCCUACUUUAAGCAUUCAAUAUUGGAAGAUUUGGGUUAAUUAUUGCUGUGCAAGUGAUGAUAAUGUCAUCAAAAAGACUGGCAGGAGCAUGCCUUCACCGGCAGAGGAUUUGCUAGUUUCUUACAAGUCAGCUAAGGGACGUAGCAGAAUAGUGAAGGGUUUAUGGCUUGUGGCAAAUCUUGUUGUUGUCACUGAGCUUUGGAAGUUGCGUAAUAAGAUCUAUUUUGAGGAUGUUGUUGUUAAUUGGCUUGGCUUUAAGGGUAGAGUCUAUCAGGUAAUCCGAGAUAACUCAAUUAGAUUGAAGGGUCAUAUGUAUAAUACGGUGGAUGACUUGCGUAUCCUAAAUUACUUCAAGGUGCAACAUAGAUCUUGCAAGAUUUCUCGUCCGAUAGAGGUUAGUUGGUCUCCUCCUUUUCCUAAAGAUAUUAUGAUUUGUUGCGAUGGUGCGUCUUUUGGGAAUCCGGGGAAGGAUGGAGCUGGAGUAAUUGUUCGUGACGCUAAUUCUGCUUUCCUUGGUGCUAUUUAUGUUGGCCUGGGCUGGCAGACCAAUUUUAUCGCGGAAGUGUGUGCUAUCAUCUAUGGCAUGAUGUUGGAUAAGCGUUGGAUGGUACGAAAGAUAUGCAUUCGGUCUGAUUCAAAGAGUUGCCUGCAAUCUUUUCAAAAUGGUGCGUUGCCUUGGCAGCUUCAACAAAAGUGGAGAAUGGCUAGGAGUUUUUAUGAUACCAUUCGUUAUGUUCACUCGUUCAGGGAGGCUAAUUUUGCUGUUGAUUCCUUGUCUAAGCAAGCAUGUUUGCUAGCUGAAGAUACUUAUGAGUUUUAUGAAGGUAGGCCAGGUUUCAUUUUGUCUGUAGAAUGGCCUGGAGUUGUUUAUUUUCGCUUCCAUUAG